CUUAAAAAAAUCUAUUAAUUAAAAAACAGAAAAUGAAUAAAGAAUAAAAGAACAAUUUAUAUUUUUGUAAUUUUUUCACUCAUUCGCUGUCUCCUUUUUCAAAAGAAGAAACUGAAUCCUUCACUCUGUUGAGACUUGGGAGCUUAUUUACCGUCAGAAUACAAAAUCGCAUGCCAUGGACGCUUUCAGGAAACAAGCUAGCAAGUUAAGAGACCAAGUUGCCAAACAACAACAGGCUGUAAUUAAACAGUUCAGCGGUAGCGGAUACGAGAGCUCGGAUGUUGUGGUUAUUGAUGAGGUUGAAUUGCAGAGACAUCAACAUAUGGAGAAGUUGUACAGGGCUACCCGUGCCGGCAGGGAUUUCCAAAAAGAAAUUGUUAAAGCAGCAGAAACAUUUACGGCUAUAGCUUAUAAGCAUAUUGAAACAGGAACAAAACUUUCUGAGGAGUGCUGUAGAUACGGAGCAGAGAACAACAGUGACAACAUAUUGGCUAAAGCAGCAUCAGUUUAUGGUGAUGCUCGCAAGCAUGUAGAAAAGGAGCACGAAGAAUUGAACCGGCUUUUAUCUUCCCAGGUUUUGGAUCCUUUGAGACAAAUGAUUAUCGGCCCACCUUUGGAGGAUGCUCGUCAUCUUGCUCAGCGGUAUAGUCGGAUGAGACAAGAAGCAGAGACACAAAAAGAGGAGAUUUCUAGAAGACAAGCACGGGUCAGGGAAUCUCAAACUGCCGAGCAUGUUGCCAAACUCCAUGCUGCAGAAGCUAAGAUGCAGGAGCUGAAAGCAAACAUGGCAGUUCUAGGUAAAGAAGCUUCAGCUGCAUUGGCUGCUGUUGAUGCACAACAACAGAGACUGACUUUUCAAAGGCUUGUUGCUAUGGUCGAAUCAGAGAAGACUUUUCAUUCAAGAGUUGCAGCUAUUUUUGGUGAAAUUGAAACUGAGAUUGUCUCUGAUAGACAGAAGAAAGAAUCAGCCCCUCCAGCCGUUCUUUUCCAGAAUGGCUCAGAGAAAACAAUGUACUUCUUGGCUGAGGCAGUGCAUCCUUAUGAUGCUGAAUCAGAAAAUGAACUGAGCUUUUCAAAGGGUGAUUUUAUUGUCGUGAGGAAGGUGAGCCAAACAGGGUGGUCAGAAGGAGAAUGCAACGGUAAAGGAGGGUGGUUUCCUUCUGGCUACGUGGAAAAACGACAGAGAAUCCCCUCUAGCAACUUGGCUGGUGAAGUUUACUAGUUUCUUCUCCUCCUGUCCCAGUCAUUCUUUGCUUUGUCACAUGCACUAUUUUAACUUUAUAUUUUGUAAUUGAUUGAAAUACAUGUAUCUUUUUUCAAUGUUUUAUGGUAAUGCCUGUUGGUUGAAUGAAGGAUAAUAGGAUUUGGAUUUUGAAGUCACAUGCUUUAUGGUAGUGCCUAUUGAUGCUUCA
Lathyrus oleraceus (garden pea) is the source of this 1412-nucleotide messenger RNA. RefSeq names its product SH3 domain-containing protein 3. Lineage: Eukaryota; Viridiplantae; Streptophyta; Magnoliopsida; Fabales; Fabaceae. The coding region runs from base 176 to 1222 and encodes 348 amino acids. The transcript has 11 exons. The record is from RefSeq and is a predicted model, not a curated record. Gene Ontology annotation, molecular function: protein binding.